AUGGCUCGUCGCGUCGUGAAACUGCAUUCCAAGUACGAAUCGUAUCAAACGUUUGAAGAUAUACUCGAUCAACUCGAAGAAGGCGAAAAAAUGAACAAGAAAUGUUGCGGUUGGUGUUUUAUUUGUUCGUUCAAAGAUAUUGGCAAAAUAUGCGGCUGUUGUGGUUCGAAUAGAGAAACUGGCGACGAUGAUUUGGAAUGCGCUCUAGUUAACUAUGUUCAGGAAGUUCGAGCUUCUUCGCCUGAAGGUAAAAUAGUAAAUAAAGUAAUAGUGUCUAAAAAAGAGUUGCUUGAACGAAGAGACCUACAACGAAGUGAGCGGGAAGAAGAUGAUAGAAAAGAACUUCUUGGUUACAAUAAGGAUAAAAGAUCGAUUACUAGUGACAGUUCUUAUAACAGUGCGCCGAUUAUUGAAGUUUCUAAACCAGAUGACAAGGAAAAACCUGAAGGUACAUAA
This is a messenger RNA of Psylliodes chrysocephalus, 456 nucleotides long. NCBI's taxonomy places the organism in Eukaryota, Metazoa, Arthropoda, Insecta, Coleoptera, Chrysomelidae. The record is from the annotation of a GenBank genome assembly.